Messenger RNA from Hirundo rustica (Barn swallow), 1066 nucleotides. It is a transcript of the gene SUMO2, whose product is annotated as small ubiquitin like modifier 2. Gene Ontology annotation, biological process: protein sumoylation. Bases 155 to 442 code for a protein of 95 amino acids. The record is from RefSeq and is a predicted model, not a curated record. NCBI's taxonomy places the organism in Eukaryota, Metazoa, Chordata, Aves, Passeriformes, Hirundinidae. Gene Ontology annotation, molecular function: ubiquitin-like protein ligase binding; protein tag activity. The transcript has 4 exons. Gene Ontology annotation, cellular component: nucleus.
AAGGCGCGGCCCCGCGGCUGUGCGUGCGCGCUCCCGAGCCCCCCCCGCCUUCCCCUCUCUCUGUGUCCCUCUCUCUCCCUCUCUCCGCCGCGCUCGGCCGGCUCUGCCCCCCCUUUGUGCGCGCUCCGAGCCGCCCCCGCAUCGCCGACUCGCCAUGGCCGACGAGAAGCCCAAGGAAGGAGUGAAGACUGAAAACAAUGACCACAUUAAUCUGAAGGUGGCAGGGCAAGAUGGGUCUGUGGUGCAGUUUAAGAUUAAGAGGCACACACCACUUAGUAAACUAAUGAAAGCCUAUUGUGAACGACAGGGGUUGUCAAUGAGGCAAAUCAGAUUCCGGUUCGAUGGGCAGCCAAUUAAUGAAACAGACACACCUGCACAGUUGGAAAUGGAGGAUGAAGAUACAAUUGAUGUGUUCCAGCAGCAAACAGGAGGAGUUUACUAAAACAAACACACAAAAAAGAACCUGCUACUUUCCUCUCCAGAACUGUGCUCCCACAGGCGACACUUCACAAUUAGAAAAAUGAGACUUGGUUCAGCCACAUCCUGACUACUGCAGUAUAGUUUUCUCUCUUCUCUCUGAUUUUUUUUCUUAUUCCUUUUAUUGUACAUAAAGUAACUGGUGAUGUGCACAGACAUAAUGCAUAUUUUUUUUUAACUAAAUGGCCAAUGGUAUGUUUUGAUCAACAUUUAAUGGAGAUGGGGUGGGAAAACAAACUGGUUCUGUGAAAAUGCCCCUCUCUCCCAUAGUGGCAUGCUCCUUCUACUUUUACAGAAUCACAGAAUCCGAGUUAUCUUUAUAUUCCAGUAAGUUAUUUUGCUCUCACUGUUCAAAAACAAAAAACCUUGCAUACCUUGUUUGAUUGGAUAAUUUCAAUGUUUUUCUUUUAUCAUUGUAAAACCAAGGGCAAUUUUAUAACUUUUUUGUACGUAGCUGUUACAUGUAGAGCAAUCUCUGUCUAAGUAGGGGUAAAUUACUCUUUAAAAAAAAAAGAAAAAAAAAAUCCUAGAUAGUUUUCCCUUCAAGUAAAACGUCUUGUUGUUUAAAUAAACUUCUUGUUUAAAAUAA